AUGCUAGAGCGGGCGGCACGAUGCAUCGAGACCGCCAGCCAACAAGUCCUUCUCUACUCCAAACCUCCUUUGCGAUCACGGAACAUUUUACAUCCUGGCUUCUGGCACCAUGGUAUGGCUGAUAUUGAUUUUCCUUUUUGGUGUUUCAGUCUGCUUUGCCUGCCCACAGAGACUGAACGUCAAGGGCAAAGGAAUGCUGCACACCGUUUUUCUUCACCCAUACGCCUUGAUUUUCUUUAUACUCCCCAAACCCGAUCCUGGGCGCGAUCCUUUCUACGGUCCCGGGUAUUUAAUAAGUGCGCUGGCUUUCGUCGAGGAAAACGAAUCUCAUACCGAGCUUUUGCAUCCUCGGCAGAUGAGUCAACGAGAACCAAAACUCAAGUCCAGCAUGAAACACCAGAAAUGCUUCAGGGAACAGAUAAGCCUCAAAGCGACAACACUGUAAUUGAUAUGCUAUUACAGCUACUAGAAAGCGAGAAUGCGCCGAAGUACAACGAAGCCUGGAGCCUUUUCCAGGCUGUGGGGGCUUCUGAUGAACUAGCCUCCAAAAUGCUUACAUACCUUUCUACGUCCGAUCGGCGCGUUGAUGCUGAACGAGCAAGACUCAUUUUUGAAAAGCUCCCUAUCUCAAAGAGGACUGCAAAUGACUAUCUGUGCGCGGUAAAGGUGGCUCUGGUUUGGAAUUUUCAAGAUUUUGCUGUACGGGAAAUUUACAACGAAGCGGCGUCAAGGGGACAGGAAGAAUCGUCAUGGAAAUUUGCCCUUUCCUUUUGGAUAAAUCGAAAGAAUUGGCCUCAGGCUCUCGAAAUCUGGGACCUUCGGAGAAAUUCAGCCUGCGCAUCAGAAUCCCAAACAAAGCCGGUCGAAUUGGUGUUUUUACCACAGAGAGUUUUUCCUCUUCUAAAAGCGAUACAGUCUGGCCAAUUCACCCAAGAAACGCGGUUGUAUGAAUUUACAAAAUUUAUAACACUUCAGAUAUUUUCCAGCCAAAAGUUAAUGAUGGAUUUAUCCGCCCGGUCGAUAAUAUCUCUUCUCGAAAAGCUUGACUCAUUACAAAUGCUUGAGGCUAGAUUUUAUUUUAAAGGGCUCUCCACUCUACAGCCAUUGAAGCUGCGGUCGGCAGGCACUCGGUCUCUAUUGCUUUAUCGUAAUCUUCGAUGGCGCUUACCAAAUGAGCCUAUUCCUGAAAACCUACUUCUCCGCCUCAUUCGAAGCCUCUCUACAUUAGAGAUGGUCGAGGGAGUGAGCUUUUUGUUAGACGAGUACCGAUCUAUCUAUACUAAACUGUCGCCAGAAGCAUAUCGUCGUGCCCUAGUCACCUAUUCGAGGCAAGGCGAGCAGUCAAAAGUUCACCAUCUUUUCAAAUCCUACGUUGAUGACUAUGGUGUGCCAUCAGACUUAAACAUCAUCUCACCACUUCUUUACGUCUAUGCUAGACUUGGCCAAGUCGAAAAGACUCGACAACAGUUCGAUAGGCUGCUGCAAGAAUUCAAAGUAUCUCCGAAUUUACUAUGCUGGAAUAUACUUCUGACUGCUCAUUCCAGAGCUAAUGACCUGGACGGUGCGCUGGCCACUUUCAAAAACAUGGUUAGCGCGAACGCCGGCCCCGACGCCUACAGCUUUGGUAUUUUAAUGGGAUUGCUUUCUAGCAAAGGUGAUAUAAACGCCGUCAUUGAUUUAUUUAACAUUGCCAAACAAAACAGUGUUCGAAUCCGUACUGCUAUGGUGGAUACGGUUGUCAGUGCGCUGUGCCGAAACCGGAGGUAUAGUGAUGCCGAGAAAGUAGCGGAUGAAGCCUUUAACUUGUGUUUGUCUGGUUCUCUGACAAGAAUGUGGAACAUUUUGCUCUGGAACCAUGCUUUCACAGCGGAUAUUACUUCUGUUUCAAGGAUUCAGGCGUCAAUGCAAGAGAAAGGCAUAGAAUUCGAUGGGAUGACAUAUGCUGCUCUAAUGCUUAGUCUUGUUCGUAUUGGAAAGAUUGAUCCUGCUCGUCAAAUUCUUAGAAAGCUCCAUCGAAGUCGCCACGUGAAUAUAGCGGAACUUCAUUAUGCGAUCUUACUACGUGGGUAUCUUACAGAGGGAAACCGUGAUAUGAUAUCAGUCCUAUAUGGAGAGAUGGUUCAAAGAUUCGGUUCCCUCGGCCUUAGCGGGAACCUGUCCAUGCUGAGAGUAUUUGUCAAGCGUGACCUACAAAGAUUCUACGAAAAAGGUGACAUCGAUGAUAAGCUUUCUUUAGAAUUGACCCGCGCAGAGCAAUUUCUCGAUGCCAUUCUGAAUUCCUUUGAGACCUCUUCACUUGCGACUAAACAGCCCCAACCUGGCACGGAAAGGAGGUCGGCUACUGAUGCGUUCCCUUCCGCAUACUAUGAACCCCUUUUAGUAGCAUACGGUUCGCAAGGUGAAUUUGAAAAAGUCAAAAAUUUGCUUGACAAACGCAAGUCAACACUAAAGGAGCUCUCUCGCAACGAGCAGCAACCAUCCCUGAAACUCAUGCACCUUGAAAUGCUUACCUUCCUUCGAGAAGGGAAGCAUGACAAGGUUGAAUCGUGCUGGAAUACGGUUCUUGGUAGUACCAUAAACACGGCUCGCCCUAUGGAUUUCAAAACUUUGAUACCUCCGUCUAACGACGAUUCAAAUAGCCCAAAAUCAACAGGUGUAUCGGAAACGCCCCCUGGUAUCCUACCAUCCUACCGAUAUGCCCUCUCUCGCUGCAUUUCUGUUCUGAUGCAGUCACUGUCAUACCGAAACCUUCACUAUAAAAUCGCGGAUGUUAUCUCAAGGGUUGAAAACUUAGGCUUUGUCUUGACUACCUUCAACUGGUCUCUUUAUGUAAAGCUUUUGUGUCUGUCUCGGCGACCCGAUGAUCAACUACGUGCCUUCACCGUCUUUGAGGACAAGUUUAUAUCAAAUUUCCUUGGAUGGGGGAACCUUAAACGGGGCCGCACAAAACGGCCAGACAAUGCGCAUGACGGGCUUGACUUCCUUGAACGUCGAUACACUCCCUUACAAAGGAACGGAGUGCUGGGAAAAGCUGGACGCCGUGCCUGGGCGAGAAUUCAACCGGAUUCCCUACAGCCAACAUAUCUUACAAUGCUUUACUUGGGUUCAGCCCUGAUUGAUUUCAGAUCCCGCUCAAUUGCAAGUGGAUCAGAUGAAAUGGGCGUACUUCUUUCGAAAGCCCCAAAUACUGUAAGUGCGGUUGCAGAACUUCCAUUUCUUCGUGAAAAAUUCCAAGGAGUUAUACUUCGCGGUCGUCAGCUCAUAGACGACCCACCAUCGCCCAUUGAUACCAAAGAUCAUGUUGUCUGGACCGGUGGUGUUCUUGGCAUCGAUGGAGAAUCCCGCAUUGACACCAGUCCGGAAAUUCAAGAUCUUAGCGAUAUGGAUAUGGAUGACUUGAAAGCUUAUCGUGAAUCUCCACCACUAUUCCCUCCUGGGGAAGAUAAUUCAGAACCGGAAGUGGGCGUUCUGGAGAAUAUGCUGGCUCAGGACUUGGAAUGGAGAGCUUUGCUUUCUAAUGAUAGAAGUCAAGAGUCUGAUUCUGAUGCCCCACCACCCCGGCAAGUCUUUGAAGCCCAGGACGAGCUCGAUCUAGAGCUCGAAGCCCAUGAUGAAAAGCAGGGCGAUAAAGAGUGA
Molecule: messenger RNA, 3636 nt
Organism: Ophidiomyces ophidiicola
Lineage: Eukaryota; Fungi; Ascomycota; Eurotiomycetes; Onygenales; Onygenaceae
Exons: 1
Coding region: 1-3636 (1211 amino acids)
Molecular function (GO): protein binding
Source: RefSeq, a predicted model, not a curated record